Messenger RNA from Racocetra fulgida, 610 nucleotides. Lineage: Eukaryota; Fungi; Glomeromycota; Glomeromycetes; Diversisporales; Gigasporaceae. The record is from the annotation of a GenBank genome assembly.
AUGCAAAAAAGAAGCUGUGAAUUCUCAAGCAGCCAGACUGACACUUACAUUGAAACAACUCGAAUUGGUAAAGAAAUAGUAAAUGAAAAUUUUAAUAGACCUCUUGAUGCAGAACAGAUCCCUAAAGCUCUGGAGCUUACAAUAGAAUUAAUAGAGAAAAUAUUAAAAGAUGAUAAUAAAAAGAAAAAAAUUGAAUACCUGCACCAUAUAUCUAACUACUUGCCUCCAGCACUUCCUAUAUUUGCUGUUCUGAAAGUCUCUUCCGUGAAGCUCUGUCAAAAAAGACCUGCUAUAGCAGAUGCGGAACUUGGUUUUGAAGAAGGAAAUAUUGAUCUAAAACCUGUCCUCCAAAAGUUUGCUGCUAAGAUGAAAAUGAUAAAAUUAGAGUUGAAAAGAGCCAACCAAGGCCCCACCUACCAAGAUUUAGCUGAAAUAGAUCAAAAAGAUAAAGAAAUACAAACCUUAUCUAUAAAGCUUGAAGAUAUCGACGAUGAUGAAACCAAUGACAAAAGUGAUCAUGAGAUGUUGGUUGGUAAUGACGAUAGUUAUAAGAAAUUAAAUAGCGCUCUAUCUGAAAGGUCUCUAAAACAAAAAGCCCUGCAACAUGUUU